Capra hircus (goat) is the source of this 4482-nucleotide messenger RNA. RefSeq lists its product as uncharacterized. Gene Ontology annotation, molecular function: zinc ion binding; nucleic acid binding; RNA-DNA hybrid ribonuclease activity. The record is from RefSeq and is a predicted model, not a curated record. Gene Ontology annotation, biological process: proteolysis; virion assembly; DNA integration. Lineage: Eukaryota; Metazoa; Chordata; Mammalia; Artiodactyla; Bovidae.
AUGAAGGCUUCCGAAGAAAAAGAAGAAAAAACGGAUGAAAAUCGACCAAAGCCGGGAAAAACAAGAGAAAAGGCCAAUGUAGUGGAAGAAGACCCGGAAGUCCCCUCCUCCACUGUUCACGCGAUUCCAGUCCGGGCAGGACCAGCCAGAGAGGGUGGAGAGCGGACAUAUCAGUACUGGCCCUUUUCCACUAGUGAUUUGUACAGUUGGAAAACCCAGACUCCCUCCUUCUCUGAAAAACCACAGGGUCUUAUUGAUCUGUUAGAGUCUAUCCUUUUUACUCAUAAUCCCACUUGGGAUGAUUGUCAGCAACUGUUACAGGUGCUUUUCACUACAGAAGAGCGAGAGUGGAUCCUGUCAGAAGCUCAAAAGAAUGUGCCAGGGGUGGAUGGGAGGCCCACAAUACAGCCUAACCUCAUUGAGGAGGGGUUCCCCUUGGUGCGACCCAACCGGGACUUCGAACGCGCUGAAGGUAGGGAGUGUCUCCGGGUAUACCGUCAGACUCUUAUGGCCGGCCUUAGAGCGGCCGCCAGAAAGCCAACUAAUUUGGCCAAUAUCAAUUCAGUGAGGCAGGAACCAAAUGAGAGCCCAGCAACCUUCCUUGAAAGGAUAAUGGAAGCUUUUAGACAGUAUACCCCUAUGGACCCACAGGCAGAUGAGUCACGAGCGGCAGUUAUGUUAGCAUUUGUAAAUCGAGCAGCCCCCGAUAUUAGAAAAAAAUUACAAAAGAUAGAGAGGUUAAAUGAACAAUCCUUGCAAGAUCUAGUGAGGGCAGCCGAGAGAGUUUUUAAUCAUAGAGAGACCCCAGAAGAGAGAGAGGACCGCAUUAGAAGAGAAGAAAGAGAAUUUAGAGCUGAAGAAAACCAUAAAAAUCAAAAAGAGCUGGCCCAGAUAUUUUUUGCUGGGGUUGAAAACAAAAACAGGUUCCAGAAAGGGAAAACACUGGACUCAAAAACUGAAGAAAAAACGACAAGGCGUAAGCUUGAGAAAAACCAAUGUGCGUUUUGUAAAGAGUUUGGACAUUGGAAAGAUAAAUGCCCCCCAAAAAAUCUAAAAGAGGAGCCCAAGAACCCCAAAAACGAGACUCCCUCUCCAGACAGUCAUAUACUCUACGCGGGUGAGGAUAGCGACUAGGGGUGUCAGGGCUCGAAGCCCCUCCCCGAGUCCUGGGUAACUAUAAAUGUGGAGGGGAAACCGGUUGGCUUCAUGGUGGACACGGGAGCCCAGUACUCAGUCUUAAGCCAAAAAGAUGGACCCAUGUCUAAGAAAAGUAGCUGGGUGCAGGGAGCAACCGGGACUAAACGAUAUGGAUGGACUACAAAACAGCAUGUGAACUUGGGGGCCCACCAGGUGACCCUCUUUUUGGUGAUACCUGAGUGUCCAGCGCCCUUGUUGGGAAGGGAUUUACUGUCUAAAGUAAAUGCCCAAAUUCAUUUCGACCACGGACAAGUGUCGGUUUUAGAUGGGACCGGGCAUCCUCUUCAGGUCUUGUCUCUGGCAUUAAAAGAUGAAUACAGACUCUACUUGCCAGAGGCCCCAGCGACAAUAAGCCCCGAAGUACAACCAUGGGUUCAAAGAUAUCCUCAGGCCUGGGCUGAAACUGCAGGAAUGGGACUAGCCAAACAGAGGCCCCCUAUCAUUGUGGAACUGAAAGCCAGUGCGUCCCCAGUGAGGGUACGACAGUAUCCCAUGAGUCAGGAGGCUCGACAAGGAAUUACUCCUCAUAUACAACACGUCAUAGACGCUGGGGUCCUGAAAAGGUGCCGGUCCCCAUGGAACACUCCCCUGUUGCCUGUGAAAAAGCCUGGGGGAACUGAUUUUAGACCGGUUCAAGAUCUACGAGAAGUCAACAAACGGGUGAGUGAUAUUCAUCCUACGGUUCCUAACCCUUAUACAUUGCUAAGCAACUUGCCUCCAAACUACACUUGGUACACUGUUUUCGAUUUAAAAGAUGCCUUUUUUAGUUUGCCUCUUGCCCCCGCAAGCCAAGAGAUCUUUGCCUUCGAAUGGCAGGAAGACGGUGGUCAGACCCCUGUGCAGCUGACAUGGACUCGCUUACCACAGGGUUUCAAAAACUCGCCCACGUUAUUUAAUGAGGCCCUGGACGAAGACCUCCGUGAGUAUCGGGUUGAACACCCUACCAUUGUUUUAUUACAAUAAGUUGAUGACCUUAUGCUGGCGGCGGCUACAGAGAAAGAGUGCCAAGAGGCAACAGGUGACCUUCUCCAAACCUUGGGGACUUUAGGUUACCGGGCUAGUGCCAAAAAGGCCCAGAUUGCCAAGCAAGAGGUUACAUACCUCGGUUAUAAGAUAAAACAGGGCCAGAGGGGGCUAACACAGGCUAUGAAAGAAACCAUCCUCCAGAUCCCUGAGCCGGCUAACCCUAGACAAGUGAGAGAAUGUCUGGGAACGAUGGGAUAUUGCCGGUUAUGGAUCUUGGGGUUUGCAGAAAAGGCCAGGCCCCUAUAUGAGGGGACCAAAGAAAACAAGGACUGGAAAUGGGCUGAGCCAAUGAAAGAGGCCUUCCAAGAGCUCAGGCGAGCCUUGCUAGAGGCUCCUGCCCUUGCCCUCCCUGAUCCAUCUAAGCCUUUCCAAUUAUUUGUAGAUGAAAAGCGGGGGAUAGGAAAAGGGGUACUAACACAGAGAUGGGGACCAUGGAAGCGACCUGUAGCUUACCUUUCCAAGAGACUGGACCCAGUGGCAGCCGGAUGGCCACCUUGCCUCCGUAUCAUCGCGGCCACCACGCUCUUAGUCCACGUUGCUGAUAAACUGACUUAUGGACAGAGACUCUUGGUCUACACUCCUCAUGCCAUAGAGAGAGUUUUAAAGCAACCCCCAGGUAAAUGGAUUUCUAAUGCCCGCUUGACGCACUACCAGGCCUUGCUACUUGACACCCCACGGAUUCAUUUCCAAACGCCCUGCACUCUAAAUCCGGCCACUCUUUUGCCCAAUCCGGGGGAAAAUAGCCCCCUCCAUGAUUGUGAUGAGAUACUGGCCGGGGUAACAGCAAUGCGAAAGGACUUAGCCGAUACUCCACUGGAUAACAGUGAGCUAAGAUGGUUCACAGACGGCAGCAGUUAUGUAAAAGAUGGACAGAGACGGGCGGGAGCCGCAAUAGUAGAUGACUCUGGACGGACGAUAUGGGCAGAGGCCCUUCCCCCGGAUACCUCAGCACAAAAGGCAGAGUUAAUUGCCCUGAUUCAAGCAUUAGAGAGAGCCAAAGGAAAAAGAAUAACUAUUUUCACUGACAGUCGCUAUGCUUUUGGCACGGUACACAUCCAGGGCCAGAUAUAUCGGGAACGGGGGUUUUUGACAGCUGAAGGAAAAGAAAUUAAGAACUUGCCUGAAAUCCAUAGACUUUUAGAGGCUGUACAGAUGCCUCGGCCUGUGUCAAUAGUACACGUACCUGGACAUCAGAAGGGUGACAGCCCCACGGCACGAGGGAAUCGUGCCGCAGACCUGGCAGCUCGAAAAGCAGCUGAUGAAGAUUUCAUCACCCCUGUGUUGGCGAUCGGACUUCCACCUCCAGGUAUGGGAACUCUGCCCCCAACCCCUGAGUAUUCAUCCACAGACUUUGCUUGGAUCCAAAAACACACCAACCUUCAAAAAGAUAAAGAUGGAUGGUACCGAGACUCAGACGGCUACUUGAUACUCCCUGCUCAGUUGGGACGGCAACUAUGUGAGCAUUUACAUUUGUCUACUCAUCUGGGAGAAGAGAAGACUCUGAUGCUCUUUCAAACUGCGCGCCUGCGAUUUCCCUGGCACCAGACAACUGUAAAGAACAUAGUGCAUGCUUGUAAGGCGUGUCAACAGAUGAGGCCAGGAAAAGGACAACAUGCAGGACUGAGGUAUCGGGGAGAAGGACCAGGGCAACACUGGGAAAUAGAUUUCACCGAGGUAAGGCCAGGCAAGUAUGGUUACCGGUACUUGUUAGUGUUGGUAGAUACCUUCUCAGGGUGGGUAGAAGCUUUUCCUACAAAGGGAGAAACCGCGAUGAUAGUGGCAAAAAAGAUUUUAGAAGAAAUAGUUCCCAGGUUUGGCCUGCCAGUGACCAUCGGCUCUGAUAAGGGACCUGCCUUUGUGAGUCAAAUAGUUCAGAGCCUUGCCCUAGCCCUGGGGACUAAAUGGAAGUUACAUUGUGAAUACAGUCCACAGAGCUCAGGGCAAGUAGAAAGAAUGAAUCGGACUCUAAAAGAAACUUUAACUAAAUUGGCUAUAGAGACUGGCGGGGACUGGGUGACCCUCCUUCCCUUCGCCCUCUUCCGUGUGCGGAUUACUCCUUAUCAACUUAAUCUGACCCCAUUUGAGAUUCUGUAUGGGAGACCUCCCCCUGUAUGUCCAAUAUUUGAAGGGAAGAAACUACCGCCUCCCACGUUGGGGCAACUCCAAGAGGCCUUGUUGGCCUUAAGCAAGGUGCACUCUCGUGUCUGGAAACUGCUCCGGGAAAUACAUGUGGGUCAAAAUAAGGGAACUAUUCCCUCA